CUUUUCAACAAUGGCAAUAUUUGUCCCAGUUCACAUCUAUUGUAUUACAAAUAAUAACGAUAUUCAUAUUUUUUAACCUAUAUUCGUUUUGACAAAAGAAUUUUCUAACUCUCUUUCUUUUUCUCUCUCUUGCUCUCUCUCCCUCUUUCUCUCUCUCUCUCUUUCUCUCUCUCUCUCUUACAAAUGGCAACUGUAAGUUCAACAUUAGUAAUUAAUGCUGGAGAUCAGAAUAUUUCUAAUAGCACUGCGAGUAGUUCUGUUAUCGAUAAUAAAAAUAACGAGUCGCAAGUUACACCACUUUUACAAUGUUUUGUUUGUGAUAUAAUUGUAAAAGGACGUUACUAUGCUUUAGCAACAUGUAGAACACAGAAUUCAAGGUCUAAAGUUAUUGAAAAAUUAGGAGAAUUAGUUGGCGAAAGAUACAUGGUUGUCAUAUCAGAAGAUGAUGUGAUUUGUCGAAGUUGUGCUAAUCUUAUUAACACUCUUGAUAGAUUAGAAACAGAAAUGCGUAAUGUGCGAGAAAAUGUUUUACGAUUUUUAGAACAAAAAUAUUCAUUAGAAGAAGGAGAGCUAUUAGGCAACAGCGAAAAACCUAAACUUUCUCAACCGCCUCAAAUUACACGGUCCAAUAUUCAUAAUUCUAAUAAAUGUUUCAAAAGAAAAGAUGAUAUACUAUGUGUUAAUACUAUGGAACAUAAUAAAGGCACAAAAAAUGUUUGGAUGCAAUGCGAUAAAUGUAAAUAUACUACGCAUCAUAACUCGUUCAUGAUUCAUCAUAUACGAGAUUACAUAAAACAGAAAGUAUUUUGUGAUACGUGUGACAUACAAUUCUCUGGAGAUCAUCAAGCAAUAAAUCACGAAUGCAAUGUAAAAAAGAAUCAAAACGAAGUGGAAGCUUUAAAAGAGCAUGAAAGAGAAAAAGAUGCUGACGAAGAUCUAACAAAAAUGCCUGAUAUAGAAAGAAGCGUUCAGCAGAAUAUGCCAAUGUUACCAUUCCAUACUUACUCACAAUUGCAAAUUACUAAUGAAAAUAUACCUGUGAUACGGUUAGCAAACCCUGAAAACUUACAUAUUCCAAAUAUUCUUGAACAUGAUGAAACAUCUACUUCGGAUCAACCGAUGUAUGUUAGAGUAUUACAGCAUAUUAAUGUCAAUGAAAAUUUUAUGCAUCCUACAGAACUAGCAUCAACGCAUAGUGACGUUGAUAUGAUGGUUAAAGUUAAAGAUAGUUCAACUAAGCAAUUAUUAACUUUAACAGAAGAUGGAAAUUUGGAAAUGGUAGAGGUAGCAUGUUGGAACGACGUGCAAUCAGCAGAUCCAGAUCCAGAUACGGAUAUGCAUUUCUUAUGUAGUGUGUCAUACAAGAUGGGAAUAGAAAAAUACGAAUGUGAUAUUGCUUAUGUCUUACAAAAUGGUGACUUUACUAUAUUGGAAAAAUUAUCAUCAUUUUGUUGCGAAUUUGAAAAACGCAUCAUUUUGAAGAUUGAAAAUGCAACGGCUGGUAAAAAUGAAUAUUCACAAACAAAGCAAACAAAUAUGGUCAAAAUAUCAGAGUUACAAAAACAAAUGGAAACAUUAAAAUAUGAAAUGGAUGAUAUAAUGUUGAACCAAAAAAUUGUAGAUAAAAAGAUCAGUAAUAUAAUCAAACAAGAAGAAAUAUUACAAAAAGAUAUAGUAGAAGUCAAGGCAUAUAGAGACGGUUUAUCUCUGGAAUUGGUUGACUUAAAACAAGAGAUACAAGAUAGGAAAGAGAAAAAACGCAAAGAUUGGGAUGCUAUUAAGAGAGCUACAAAUGUUUACAAAUAUAAUUUGAAUUUUGGUAUCAACAUAGAAGAGAAAGAAGAUUAUGACGAUGUGAAGGUAUCAUUUUUUAAAAACAACGAACAUACAAAGGAUAAAUAUUACGUACAUUUGAUUAACAAAGACAAAUUAUGGAAAGUUCUUAUAUUAGUCAAGGAAAUACAGCCUACACUUAAAAAAGAACAUUUGAUCGAUCUAAAAGGCACUGUCGACUUUACUAGGCAAUCACAGGUGUCCAACAUCACUGCAUUUCUGUGUCUUUUAAGGAUUGUCUUUUUAAAGUAUUAUAUGGACGGAAGCUAGAAAUAUCAAUUGUACAUUAAAUGCUUUUAUUAUAAUACUAGUAUUAUACUAGUAAUGACAAUUAGAGGAUAAGUAUAUUUUUAUAAUAUGGAAGAUAGAAAUUAGAAGAGUAAAGUCUUUAUUAAUAAAAAUUAAAGUAUCUAAAA
Vespula vulgaris is the source of this 2249-nucleotide messenger RNA. RefSeq lists its product as uncharacterized. The coding region runs from base 184 to 2103 and encodes 639 amino acids. Lineage: Eukaryota; Metazoa; Arthropoda; Insecta; Hymenoptera; Vespidae. The transcript is spliced from 8 exons. The record is from RefSeq and is a predicted model, not a curated record.